Messenger RNA from Schistocerca americana (American grasshopper), 1473 nucleotides. RefSeq names its product vicilin-like seed storage protein At2g18540. NCBI's taxonomy places the organism in Eukaryota, Metazoa, Arthropoda, Insecta, Orthoptera, Acrididae. The record is from RefSeq and is a predicted model, not a curated record. The transcript is spliced from 5 exons. Bases 1 to 1473 code for a protein of 490 amino acids.
AUGGUGCGCAGUGAGCGCGUGCAGAUGCCGCCCUACCCAGGCAGAGUGCCCGCCUGUGACGUGUGGCCCGCACCGGCAGCACUUCCCUGCGGAAGCAGCAGCGCAUCUGGCGUGCAGCCAGUUCUGCGGGGCUCGUGCUGUGUGGAGCAGCUGCUCCUAACUGACCCAUCAGCGAAAGCGCCGCUGUUCGAUUCCCACUGCGGCCUCCUACAUAGUGAUGAGCACGUAAAAGAGGAGGAGGAAGAGGAGGAGGAGGAAGAGGAGGAAGAGGAAGAGGAGGAAGAGGAAGAGGAGGAAGAGGAGGAAGAGGAAGAGGAGGAAGAGGAGGAAGAGGAAGAGGAGGAAGAGGAAGAGGAGGAAGAGGAGGAAGAGGAGGAAGAGGAAGAGGAGGAAGAGGAGGAGGAAGAGGAGGAAGAGGAGGAAGAGGAGGAAGAGGAGGAAGAGGAGGAAGAGGAGGAAGAGGAGGAAGAGGAGGAAGAGGAGGAAGAGGAGGAAGAGGAGGAAGAGGAGGAAGAGGAGGAAGAGGAGGAAGAGGAGGAAGAGGAAGAGGAGGAAGAGGAGGAAGAGGGAGGAAGAGGAGGAAGAGGGAGGAAGAGGAAGAGGAGGAAGAGGAAGAGGAGGAAGAGGAAGAGGAGGAAGAGGAAGAGGAGGAAGAGGAAGAGGAGGAAGAGGAAGAGGAGGAAGAGGAAGAGGAGGAAGAGGAAGAGGAGGAAGAGGAAGAGGAGGAAGAGGAAGAGGAGGAAGAGGAAGAGCAGGAGGAGGAAGAGGAGGAAGAGGAAGAGCAGGAGGAGGAAGAGGAAGAGGAAGAGGAGGAAGAGGAAGAAGAGAUGGAUUGUUUGGUGCCUCAGUAACCCAUCUUUUAUCACGCAUUACGAGAUUCUUGUUGCUCCAUACCCCAUAGAAGCACAUGGUGGGGGACGGACUAGUGCGUUACUGACUGGGGGCUGCCCAGCUUCAGGCAAGGACAAGAAGGCAAGGAGAAGAAGGCAAGGAGAAGAAGGCAAGGAGAAGAAGGCAAGGAGAAGAAGGCAAGGAGAAGAAGGCAAGGAGAAGAAGGCAAGGAGAAGAAGGCAAGGAGAAGAAGGCAAGGAGAAGAAGGCAAGGAGAAGAAGGCAAGGAGAAGAAGGCAAGGAGAAGAAGGCAAGGAGAAGAAGGCAAGGAGAAGAAGGCAAGGAGAAGAAGGCAAGGAGAAGAAGGCAAGGAGAAGAAGGCAAGGAGAAGAAGGCAAGGAGAAGAAGGCAAGGAGAAGAAGGCAAGGAGAAGAAGGCAAUGAGAAGGCAAGGAGAAGAAGGCAAGGAGAAGAAGGCAAGGAGAAGAAGGCAAGGAGAAGAAGGCAAGGAGAAGAAGGCAAGGAGAAGAAGGCAAGGAGAAGAAGGCAAGGAGAAGAAGGCAAGGAGAAGAAGGCAAGGAGAAGAAGGCAAGGAGAAGAAGACAGGACUCGAUCCUGAUACAACAGCACUAAAAAGGAACUAG